Oldenlandia corymbosa var. corymbosa is the source of this 528-nucleotide messenger RNA. Lineage: Eukaryota; Viridiplantae; Streptophyta; Magnoliopsida; Gentianales; Rubiaceae. The record is from the annotation of a GenBank genome assembly.
AUGGGAUCUCAACAUCUCGAGGGCCUAAACCUGACCCGGAAAUUCACUAUCCCCUGUAGCCAAUUGACUUCACCUACGGACUCUCUACUAACAAUAACCCUCUUGCUUCGCGAGAUGAACAUUCCCUUCGACUUGUAUCGCGACAUUUUCUUUGUAGACAUACAUCUAGAAGAAGAUUUAAGAGUGCUUGGGGACGCGGGGGAUCAUUUGCUGGCAAAAAUAAGAGAAUUCGCUUGCGACAUGAUGCUGAAGCCGUACAAUGUGGGACACAAUGUUCUUCCAAUGAAUUUGAGGAUCUUAAGGUAUGUGAGAAUACCUCCUGUUCAGUACUUUGCUUGGGAAUCUUGGUUCGCUAAGGAGAAUGAGAGUCCAUGUUUUGGACAAGCGUACAAGAAUGCCAUUAGCCGACCUAGAACCAAACGAGAAUUGAAGUAUGGAAUCAAUCCAGAGAAUGAUGAUGAAGUCACCAACUUAGCUGUUCUUUUGAGCCUAGGUCGCAAGAUGAUGGACUUGAACUUGUCUAAUUAG